This is a messenger RNA of Caenorhabditis elegans, 1230 nucleotides long. The record is from the annotation of a RefSeq genome assembly. NCBI's taxonomy places the organism in Eukaryota, Metazoa, Nematoda, Chromadorea, Rhabditida, Rhabditidae.
UUGUUAGAAUUUCUUUUUAUCUCCUUAUUAUGACUUUUUAAACCUAUUUAUUUUUUAUUAUUUACAGUGAUGUUUAGGUUUUUAAUUUUUAAUAAUUUUUCAUGAGGCGGACUAUUUUUAGUAUUAGAUUCAUAUAGAUUUAUUUUAUUGAUUGUUAUAAGAUUAUUUAUUUUAGGUAUUAUUGUUAUUAGAGAAAAAAAUAAUAAUUUAUUGAUUUUAUCUGAAAUUUUAGUAUUUAUUUGUAUUAUUUUUUUUAUUCCUAGUAAUAUAAUAAUAUUAUAUAUGUUUUUUGAAUUAUCUAUAUUUCCAAUUUUGGUUAUAAUUCUAGGUUAUGGUUCUCAAAUUGAAAAAAUUAACUCCUCUUAUUAUUUAAUAUUUUAUGCAGCUUUUUGUUCAUUCCCAUUUUUAUUUGUAUAUUUUAAGAGUAAUUUUUUAUUGGUUUUUACUUACUAUAAUUUUGUUAUUUCUUGAGAAAUAUUUUUUAUUCUUAGUUUAAGAUUUAUAAUAAAAUUUCCAAUUUAUUUUUUACAUCUUUGAUUACCUAAAGCUCAUGUAGAGGCUCCUACAACAGCUAGAAUACUUUUAGCUGGAUUACUAUUAAAAUUAGGCACAGCGGGAUUUUUACGUAUUUUAGGUAGUUUAAGAUUUGUACACAACAAUGUAUGAAUUUUAAUUGCAUUUUUAGGGAUAAUUUUAGGAUCUUUUUGUUGUGUGUUUCAAAGAGAUUCAAAGGCUUUAGCAGCUUAUUCUUCAGUCACUCAUAUAAGGUUUUUAUUAUUAUCACUGGUAUUUAUCACAAUGAGUAGUAAAAUUAGAAGAGUUAUGCUUAUGCUAGCACACGGUUAUACAUCUACACUUAUGUUUUACCUUAUUGGUGAAUUUUAUCAUACAUCUGGGAGGCGUAUAAUUUAUUUUAUAAGUAGAUUUUUUAGAUCUAGAAUAAUUAUAGGUAUUUUGUUUUCAGUUGUAUUUUUAUCAAAUAGGGGUGUACCACCUUCUUUGUCAUUUUUAUCAGAAUUUUUAGUUAUUUCUAAUAGUAUAUUAAUUAGAAAAAGUAUAUUUGUAAUAAUUUUUAUUUAUUUUGUAGUAUCUUUUUACUAUUCUUUAUUUUUGAUUACAAGAUCUUUAAUAGGAAAAGGUUACCAUAAUUUUAAUACUUGAAAUGUAGGGUUUUCAGCACCAUUAGUCUUAAUAAUAUAUAAUGUAUUUUGAUUAAGUGUGUUUUACUAA